Molecule: messenger RNA, 387 nt
Organism: Fusarium venenatum
Lineage: Eukaryota; Fungi; Ascomycota; Sordariomycetes; Hypocreales; Nectriaceae
Source: RefSeq, a predicted model, not a curated record
AUGGACUUCGCUCCUUAUCAAUCCUCUCCGCCGGAGCACUCACGGGUAACUUCACCUGACUAUGCCUCACCACGACCUUCAUACGAUGCUCGACGAUCGUUCUCUCCUGUCGCUUCUCCUCCCCCGCUGCAGCAUCCGCAACCUCAACGAGGAUGGGGCGGUUUCGAUGGCGAGUCAGCUGGCUGGGCGGCAAUAAGUCCCGACAACCGAGCUUUUGGAGCGUCGAGUACAAUGCCUGUUGCGUUUCCUGCUGCAGAAGUCAGCGAAUUCGAUACAAGUCUUGGCAUGCGUCUAGAUUAUGAGGCUUGUCUAGCAUAUGUCGCGUUCCCACCUCUAGGAGCGAUUAUACUUCUUAUUCUGGAGAGAAAUAGUGACUACGUGAGGUAG